AUGGACUCCAGCACCGCUUCCUAUUCCGAGCCGCCAUGUCCGCUUCAACAAUUGCCGACACAGGCCACGAUCUCCCCCUCUACCCUUGACCCAAAAGGGCCAGCCUCAUAUCAUCUCGACACCGUAUCGAGCACCAGCAAGACAACGUAUGGUUUAUACGAUGUUUGGGGGUGCGAUACCAAUAGUACCAAUGGCCUGCUUUCCUCUACUGCUCGGUCAUCCGAGUCUGAUCUUUUCUAUGGUCUCUCUACUCUAAUUCCCGGAUUGCGCCAGCUGGAUUCUGGAGCUCGGGCAGCAACAAAAGCAGAACGCAAGAUUACAUUCUUGGAUGGUUGCCGGCGAUACCCCAAGGCGAUGGCGUGGUCGGUGGUCGUUUCUUCGACCCUCAUCAUGGAAGGGUUCGACACACUACUCAUAUUUUCGUUCUUUUCACUUCCUGCUUUUAAACGACACUACGGCCUGCCAAGCAAGGACGGCGACUAUGAAAUUCCUGCUCGCUGGCAAUUUGGUCUGUCCACGGGGGCGGAGGCAGGGGAAAUUGUCGGACUGCUUCUCAAUGGCCUGCUGGCUGAUCGCGUUGGAUAUCGCAUCACUAUAUCCGUCGCUCUAGUGCUCCUCUUUUUCUCUAUCUUCUUACCCUUCUUCGCGGUCAACCUGCAGAUGUUGCUUGCAGGACAGAUCUUGUGUGGUAUCCCCUGGGGCGUCUUCCAGACGCUGACUAUCAACUACGCCGCUGAAGUCAUGCCCGUGGCCCUCCGCGCGUACCUUCUCAGCAGCAUCAAUAUGUGCUGGGUAGUGGGCCAGCUCCUUGCAACUGGUGUGACUCGUUCCUUCGCCAACAACGAGUCCACACUGUCCUUCCGCCUUCCAUUUGGGCUCCAGUGGGCCAUCGGCUUACCCAUUCUGGUCGGCGUGAUUUUGGCCCCCGAAUCACCCUGGUGGUUGAUCCGGCACGACAGACCGCAAGAGGCCAAACGGUCUUUGGCACGGCUGACGGGGGGCGGCGUUAGCGUGAAUGAGACAGCUGCCAUGUUGACACACACCAACGAAGUCGAAAAGCAUCUGACUGGUGGCGGGGGGGCCAUAUCCUACUUGGACUGCUUCAAACGGGUCGACCUCCGGCGAACAGAGAUUACGUGCAUCGUCUGGGUCACUCAGCAAGUCUGCGGCAGCAGCCUGAUGGGCUGGGCCGCAUACUAUUACCAGCAGGCCGGCUUCGAUACCAGCCAGGCUUUCAACUUAACAAUCGGGACCUUUGGCCUGGCAAUCGCUGGCGGGGUAAUCUCCUGGUUUCUAAUGCCCCACGUGGGUCGCCGCCGACUUUAUCUUUCCGGGCUCUUUGUCAUGUUCCUCACUCUACUUACUGCAGGGUGUGUCAGCGUAGCUUCGACAGCUCGAUGGCACUUGUGGGCUCUCGGCUCUCUUCUUAUUUUCCUGACAUUCGUAUACAACAUUACCAUCGGGCCAAUCUGUUACGUGCUGGUCGCUGAGGUUCCAUCUACCCGGCUCCGAGUCAAGACCGUCGUUCUGGCGCGCGUGGCGUACAACUUGUCCGGCGUGCUCAUCAACUGGAUGACGCCAAAUAUGCUGAGUCCUGACGAGUGGGACUGGAAGGGCAAGUCGUGUUUCUUUUUCGCCGGGACUACGCUUUUGUGCUUGAUUUGGUGCUACUGGAGACUACCGGAAACCCACGGCUUGAGCUAUCUUGAGAUCGACAUUCUGUUCGAGAAGAAAGCGAAGACCAGCAAGUUCCGCGAGCUUCAGACUCACCUGCGAGAUCGGGGCUAUUUUGGCCUCAGCAGAGACGAGUGUCCUUUUCGCGGGUACUGA
Aspergillus lentulus is the source of this 1830-nucleotide messenger RNA. RefSeq names its product putative MFS sugar transporter. Gene Ontology annotation, biological process: carbohydrate transport; transmembrane transport. The record is from RefSeq and is a predicted model, not a curated record. NCBI's taxonomy places the organism in Eukaryota, Fungi, Ascomycota, Eurotiomycetes, Eurotiales, Aspergillaceae. Gene Ontology annotation, cellular component: membrane. Gene Ontology annotation, molecular function: carbohydrate:proton symporter activity.